AUGAUUUGGAUUAGACCCACUUGUGUUCUCUCUUUCGCCUUGUUUUGUGCCCACAUAGCAGCUGUAUCUGUAAGUAAGGUUCUUCUGUUCGAGUAUUUAGAAAUAUAAAUGCUGGUAUAUGUUAUCCACUUUCUGUAUAUUUAUUUCUUUCAGAUUAAACAUCUCUCUAAUGGAAAUGUACAUGAUGAAGAUUUUGAUGAACAGAAGGAUAUUCCAGAAAUCAAUUUUGCUGCAGGCUUGAAUCUUUUUCAAGGGGACAUCCUCCAAAGGAAUUCCAGAAAUGGGCUGAGAAACCCUGACACCAGAUGGAAGUUCCCCAUCCCUUACAUUCUGGCUGACAAUCUGGGACUGAAUGCCAAAGGAGCCAUUCUUUAUGCCUUUGAAAUGUUCCGCCUCAGGUCCUGUGUAGAUUUCAAGCCCUAUGAAGGAGAGAGCUCAUAUAUCAUAUUUCAGAAGUUUUCUGGGUGCUGGUCUGAGGUUGGUGAUCAACAUGUGGGACAGAACCUUUCCAUUGGCCAGGGGUGUGACUAUAAGGCCAUCAUUGAACAUGAGAUCCUUCAUGCUUUGGGAUUUUACCAUGAGCAGUCAAGAACUGACCGGGAUGACUAUGUGAACAUCUGGUGGGAUGAAAUUCUUCCAGGUUAUGAGCACAACUUUAACACCUAUAAUGACACCUUCAUCACAGACCUCAACACGCCCUAUGACUACGAGUCUUUGAUGCACUAUGAGCCUUUCUCGUUUAACAAGAAUGAAAGCGCUCCUACCAUCACAGCCAAGAUCCCUGAGUUUAACACCAUCAUUGGGCAGCGUCUGGAUUUCAGCUCCACUGACUUGGAGAGGCUGAACCGAAUGUACAAUUGCACCACAACUCACACCCUUUUGGACCACUGUGCUUUUGAGAAGGCAAACAUCUGUGGGAUGAUUCAAGGCACCAGAGAUGAUGCUGACUGGGUCCAUGAGGACAGUUCUCAGCCUGGACAAGUGGAUCACACCUUGGUGGGACAAUGCACGGGUGCCGGCUACUUCAUGCACUUUGGCACUGGAUCGGGGGUGGCAGAAGAGGCAGCCUUGCUGGAGUCUCGGAUUCUUUACCCAAAGAGGAAGCAGCAGUGCCUGCAAUUUUUCUAUAAAAUGACAGGAAGCCCUUCAGAUCGACUGGUCGUCUGGGUCAAGAGGGAUGACAGCACAGGCAAUGUUCGCAAGCUGGUCAAGGUGCAGACCUUUCAAGGAGAUUUGGACCAAAAUUGGAAAAUUGCCCAUGUGACACUUAGAGAAGAAACGAAGUUUCGCUACCUUUUCCAGGGCUCAAAAGGUGACCCCCAGAACUCAACUGGGGGAAUUUUCCUGGAUGAUAUCACCCUGACAGAAACCCCAUGCCCUGCAGGAGUUUGGACAGUAAGGAAUUUCUCGAAGGUCCUUCAGAGCACGGUUAAAGGGGACAGGCUUCUGAGCCCUCGAUUCUAUAAUUCAGAGGGAUAUGGUUUUGGGUUGACCUUAUACCCUCAUGGCAGAACAAGCUAUGGUCCAUCUGGCUACUUAGGAGUUGCUUUUCACCUAUGCAGUGGGGAGAAUGAUGCUAUCCUGGAAUGGCCGGUGGAAAACAGACAGGCGGUAAUGACAAUACUUGACCAAGAACCUGAUGCCAGAAAUAGAAUGUCCUCAAGCAUGGUGUUCACUACCUCCAAGUCCCAGACAUCUUCAGCCUUAAACGACUCCAUCAUCUGGGACAGGCCGUCCAUUUGGGGAUCCUAUGAUAAGGACUGUGAUUGUUUUAGAAGCGUCGACUGGGGCUGGAGUAAUUUUCUUUCCCACGAAAUGCUAAAAAGGAAGAGUUUCCUUAAAAAUGAUGACCUUAUACUUUUUGUGGACUUUGAAGAUAUAACCCACCUUCUCCAUACUGAAGUUCAAGUUGGAAACACAAGGCUGAUUCCCCAAGGCCUUGUUCUCCAAGGCCGGGAGCAGCAGACCUCAGAAGGAGCAGAAGGAAAAGCCUCAUUAGAGAAAGCCCUACCCAGUAACCUGGACCCGGGGCAGCCCAGCCGACAGAAGCGGUCAGUGGAGAACACAGGCCCCUUGGAGGACAAUUGGCCACAGUACUUCAGAGACCCAUGUGACCCGAACCCUUGCCAAAAUGAAGGCAUCUGUGUGAACGUGAAGGGGAUGGCGAGCUGCAGGUGUGUCUCCAGUCAUGCCUUCUUUUACACGGGGGAGCGCUGUCAGGCCAUGCAGGUGCACGGCAGCAUCAUGGGCCUGAUGAUCGGAGGCACAGCUGGCGUGAUCUUCUUGACCUUCAGCAUCAUCUCCAUCCUUUCUCAAAAGUCAUGGCAGUGACCCACCUGCUGAUGUCAGCCAGAUCACAGAAGCACCUUCUCUACUUCAGAUCUUCCUUUCUGGGCCUCAGUGCAGUUUGGGGCCGUUUUUAUCAGCCUUGCUUUGAAUAGGCCUCCAAGGAGCAAGGCCUCCAGCCUCCAGUGUGGCCAUAUAGUUUUUCUGUCCCUGAUCCCCACAUGGUUCCGUCACCCUGCCAUGUGUUCCAAAGGUCGUUAAUGUAUCCUGUGACAGCACCUAUUACACCUCAUUGUAAAUCCCUUGUUUAGUUGGCUGUCUUUCCCAUAGACUGUAAACUCCGCGUGGGCAGGCCCACAUUUACCGUAUUUGCUCCAAUGCCUGGGAGCACACCUGGCUGGCACAUCAUGGGACUCAAUAAAUAUGAAUGAACAGCUAA
Suricata suricatta (meerkat) is the source of this 2725-nucleotide messenger RNA. It is a transcript of the gene MEP1A, whose product is annotated as meprin A subunit alpha. Lineage: Eukaryota; Metazoa; Chordata; Mammalia; Carnivora; Herpestidae. Gene Ontology annotation, cellular component: membrane. Gene Ontology annotation, molecular function: protein binding; zinc ion binding; metalloendopeptidase activity. Gene Ontology annotation, biological process: proteolysis. The record is from RefSeq and is a predicted model, not a curated record.